AUUCAUAUAUGUUUGUGGUGCAGCAGCAUAACUUUGAAUUGCAUUGUGUCUAUUUGAUCGCGAUUUCCAUUCCAGCAAUUGAAGAUAAUUUGAUUUAGUCGGUGGUACUUCAUGCAGUCAAAAAUUUUUUCUGUUGUAUUCUCUCCUUCUUUUUAUCUACAACAAUUUAUUGUUAUUACAAGCGAUUUUAAUCCGUUAUUUUGAUCGAAUUGCCGCUGAUAUGCAACGUCGACAACGGCCAAAGCAGCAGCUUGGCCGGAGAAGAGCCGAGUUUGAGAGAGCAAAAAUUUUUCAAUUACAUUGUGCCUGAUGGGUGGAUUGUUCGCAUAUCAAUCUAAUAGAAAUAGCAUAAGGGCAGCUGGCCGUAUGUGCCCAACACGCUCUCCGCGUCUCGUUCGCCCGCGUGUGUUUUUUUCCUUCGCUCUUUGACGAUAUUGCCCGAGGAAUCAUUUAAUGUAAUUUAUUUCGCUGGAAGAGGCAUACAGCAGACAACUGCCGUUUAGAAAAUGGUCACCCGUUAAUGAUCUGUGUUACUGUGCUACUGUUUUUACAGUUUUUCGACAUCAAUUAAACCUUUUUUGUACCAGAAUCGUAAUAAAACCGAGUACGAUUAUUAAAUUGCUACAGCUACUGGUUUUGAAAAUCCUUUGAAUCGCUUUUUUUUCCAUUUUUGCAUUUAACGAAGGCCUUUUUAUUUGAAUCGUUUUCCAUUGAGACUGUUGUGAACGGUGACCACAGUGAUAUGAUUCUUAGAAAGUACGGUUCAGUUGUCUUGUUCACUCGACAUAGUUGCGGUUUCAAGUGUCUUUACUGCUUUGUGUCCCUAUCUCAUAUGAGCCACAUAAAAAAAACCCAAUACCAAAAUUAUCACACAAUCAAUAAAUUUAUAUGCACGAAACCGUUUUUUUGUUGUUGCUUUUGUUCGCAUAUCAUUUUUACAUUGUAGUAUGCAACAGUUCUCAUUGUGAACGAGAAAAGAAUUGCCACGGACAAAAAGUUGGGCGAGAUUAGCAUUUCGCACACAAAGCACUUGAUUUACACGGUUUUUUUGUGUCUACAAAUCGUGCUCGAAUCAAGUGAAUAACAACAGCAACAGAAAUUUGCUCAUUCUUUAUCAAUCAUACACUCGCUGCAUCACGUAUAGAAAUAUCUUAUUCGCCUAUUUUGCGGCCGAUAACUCGUUCAAUAUGAACUGACCGGUAGUCAGAAUGAGACAAACAAACUCAAACGACAGUAAAAACGAACAAAAAAUACGCACACACACGUUGUUUUGUGUUUAAAUUGUACUUGAGACCGUCGACGGUUCAUAAGCAAAUCACAUUUCUUUUUUUUUCUGCUAUAUACGCUGUUUGUUUCUCCUAUACGUGCCGUCCACACAUCCGUACGCAUAGCAGAAAACGACACGUAUCUCUCAAUAGCCCGGUACAGUGUAUUGGAGCGAUAGCGCUGUAGCUAUUGCCCGUCGCAACGCAUACACUGACACCAAAAGUCUUUAUUAACAGUGUAACGGGUCGCCAUAUUGAAAUAUCGUCAUUGUAUCGAGAGAGUUCAGUUCAAGCGAAUUAAUUCUCUGCGUUCAAAACCGAUAUUUAACUAUCAUUUUCUUGUAUUAUCCUCAAAAUCCUCAGUCACAUUUUGAAAGUCAUAUCAAUAACUGUGCAGUUAAAUUGAUUGUGAAUAGUUUAAAACCAGUCAAAAGAUUUGAAAAAGAAAACUAAAAUGAAGUGGUUGUGCGUAUUUGUGGCAAUUUUCUUGACGGUCAACGCUCAAGAUAAUUUCUGUGCCAACGAUGUUACGGCAAACUGCAAUGGUCUCAAAGACGGCAUUGGCAAUUGUAAUGCAAACUUCUCUGGAUUUUCGACGGGCAUUGAACAUGUUCAGGCCUAUGCUAAUGAGCAACUUUUGAAAUCAUAUGAUUACUUGCUUUUGGCCGCUAACUUCGGUACAUAUGUCAAGAAUCGUCCAGGUUUUGAAAAACAAUUCCGUGCAUUGUCCGAUUCAGCAUGGGAACGUUCCAUUGAUUUGAUUAAGCACAUCACUAAACGUGGCGGACAACACAAUUUUGCCAGACGUCGCAGUGUCACUGUCAGCACACAAGGAAAACGUGUCUCAGAACUCAACGAAAUUGAUGCAUUGGCAUUCGCUUUGGAUACGGAAAAAUCAUUGGCAUUGGAAGCACACAGCUUGCAUGAACGAUACUCACAUGCCAAUCAUAAAUCCCGUUACGAUGCAGAGAUGUCCCAUUACUUGGAAGAGAAAUUCAUCGAAGACCAAGCCACAACCGUUCGCAAAUUCUCCGGUUAUGCCAAUGAUUUGCACCGAAUGCUCGAUGAUGCGAUCGACUCAUCUUUGUCAUUGUUCAUGUUCGAUGAAUACCUUCAAAAACAAUAAGAGGCUUACCGAGAUUCAAAGCCCCAACCAGUUUUUUUUUACCCUACCAAUUCGUUAAAAAAUUUGCUGUGGUUUUUUUUCUCUAUUUUUGUUCCAUAUUAUAUAGCCUUUAUUGGAUUCUAUUUUACACAUAGAAAGAAUGUAUAUUAAACUUUGUAUCACGUACCAAAAGACGAAGAGAGAAGUAGCGAGAGAAGUAGUAGAAAUUCAGUUGAAUAAAGUUUAGUGUACAAUAAAACAAAGGAAA
This is a messenger RNA of Sitodiplosis mosellana (orange wheat blossom midge), 2638 nucleotides long. It is a transcript of the gene Fer2LCH, whose product is annotated as soma ferritin. Gene Ontology annotation, cellular component: cytoplasm. Gene Ontology annotation, biological process: intracellular iron ion homeostasis; iron ion transport. Gene Ontology annotation, molecular function: ferrous iron binding; ferric iron binding. Lineage: Eukaryota; Metazoa; Arthropoda; Insecta; Diptera; Cecidomyiidae. The coding region runs from base 1720 to 2391 and encodes 223 amino acids. The transcript has 4 exons. The record is from RefSeq and is a predicted model, not a curated record.